GAAGUGAUCAAGGGUUAGGACCGUUGGUUCCUUUUAAAAAGUAGUUUCCACGCGGAGAGCGGAAAACUCGCCUUCUCCAGGAGGGACACCACGAUUGCUGUCCGUCCAACGUGGACGCUGUACUUGUUUCUACGAGAGGGACCUCACUUUUGUUUGCUUCCUCCACCUUCUUUUGUUGAUGGCUUUGUUGUUGUUGUAGUAGUCAAUGGCCAACAACCCUUUGAGGUACCACCGUAAUAGCAAGGAAGAAAGUAAAACAGAAGAGACAGGAGAACGUCAUUUGGAUUGAGUAGUCAAUCAUCGAAGCAGAGCAAGAGGAGAGCUUUUGCGGAUUGGGGCUUCUCCACCAGUGCUAGUCUCACUUGCAUCCAUCCAUCGUAUCUUGAGAAUUGGAUUGAACUAUACUAUAUCGGAACGAUGCAAUCCGCCUCGAGCAGCAGCGCCAAGAAGAAAAAGGGGAAUCCUCCUCCUGCUUCGAAAACUUCGGCACUGCCCAUUCAAGGGUACUACGCGGUCCGAAAGGGCAAGCAAGGAUUGAAAGAUUGCAUUUUCGUCUCGUGGGAUCGCGCCAAGCCGUUUGUGGUUGGUGGAGAUGACAGCAACACCACCAACAACAAUAACAGUAGCAGUAACACGAGAAGCAAAAAGCGAAAGAAAAAAGACGACGAAGAAGAAGUGGAAUUUUCCUUCUUUGCCAAGUUUGAAGAUGCCAUUCAGUACAUUCAUCCCGGUGGAAAGAGCUAUGCGGAUUUGUGCAGUAAUAGUGGUGAUGGCGCCAAGAAAUCACCCAAUUCCAGCAGACGCAAGCGACAAGCUGUACUAGGACGUUCGCUCAAGAAAAUGAGAAUUCCCACGCGUGAAGCCGCAACGGCCAAUGAGGAAGAGGAGGAGGAGGAGGAAGAAGAAGAGACGGAAGACGCAGCCAUGGAAGAAGCCAAAGCGGAAGAAGUAGAAGAGUCUCCUCCUCCAGACGAUGACAACAAAGACAACAACGACAAAAACAAGGACAAGAAUAAUAAAUCCAAGGAUGAUGCCAACAAUACAAACAAUGAGGAUGCCACCACCGAAGAAGAAGACAACGAAAUGCAGGAAUCCACAAACCCUCCAGCAGCGGCUGCAUCAGUAACAACGCACCCUUUGCAUGUGCUGCUCGAACAGGGGUUUCAACAAAAUCUACCCAAAGGAUGGCGAUCACAGAAUUUGGGAUUGUUCUUGACACGACGAGAUCAGUAUCGAGAACCGGCGCUCAAACAGUAUCUCCAAGACCUGGUCGAACUACAAAAUUAUCGAGAAGCCAAUUCCGUCCCGGCUCGAACCAAUAGCAACAAUCGACACUUUAGUGGUGCCAGUCACCCCCUCUCGGUUUACUACCUCAAUUGGUCCUGGGGUGUUUGCAAUUCCUAUCAUCGAGAUAUUCGACGACAACAAAAGAACCGACCCCCAUUGACGGAUAACAACAACAAUACGGCAGCAGCAACGGCAACCACAACCUCCAGAGCUGUCAUUGUCGAUGGAGUGGAACUCCCUCAUUUCAAGGCUCACAGCAGCAGUCAAACUACCAGUAAUACGACUGCAACUUCCUCCUCCAAGGCAAAAGAGGAUGCAACCCCUCCAGAGCCUGCUGCUGCCUCUGGGCUGAUCCGGGAACUAGAACAAGCGUACUUGUCGUUGAAAGAGCGGGGAUGGAGGGCGAAGGCAAUGCAAGAGUCGAACAAAAACGGCAAACCACAAGCAUCCGACAAUAAGGAGGCAGAAACCAAAGAUGCCGCCAUGAAGGAGGAAGAGCCCCCCAUGCCACCACUCAAAGGCAUGGCCGCCACACUCGAGAAGAACAACGCACCAGCGCAAAGCAGCACAAUGGAAACGCUCAAAGGGAAAGAAGUAGCCAGCGACAAAGUCAACCCAACAACAAUAACCAAAGAAAGUGAUGCUAGCGGUGGCAGCGAGCCCAUGUCCACCAAUGACGACCAGAAGGACACUCUCGAAGGCAGCACCCCACCAGCGAAACCUGACACUCUCGAAGACAGCACCUCACCGGCGAAACCUGAGAGCCCAAAACAACCGGAGACCGUCCCGGAGCAGAGUCAACCAACCAGCAAAACUGUAGCUCCCACGGAGAAUGAUGCAAAGCCAGAAGGCACUCCUAAGGAGACGACUCCACCGGGCAGCGCCAAUAAGGAUGAAACAAAGGCAGCAAGCACAGAAGCAGCCACCGAGGCAGAAACCACCUCCAAAGAGGCAACUCUAGAUGCAACCAGCAAGGAAAAGGCCGAGCCGGUUACUGAUAGCGCAAUUAUUCAGGAGGGAAAACCUGUAGGAAACGAGGGAACAACAACAACAACGAGUGUCCAGCAAGAAGAAGCUUCAAAAAGCACCAACAACGAGGCCAUGCCGGAUAGCGCCAACGACAAAGCCACGAGUGUCGCCGAGAAGGAGGUGGUGCCGGAUGCCGACAAGAACCCUGCUAAGCCACAAAGCGCGAUCAUGCCGGAGGGACAACCAGUCGGAGACGAGGGAACAACACCAGCCACUAGUGACACCACUGCACAGCAAGCAGCUUCGAAGGAAGUUGAUGCAACCGUAACAGCAGUAGUAGCAACAACGUCAGAGAGCAAGAGCGACGAAGCCAAGAUUGAUGUUGCUAGCAAAGAGGAAACCUUACCAAAGAGUAACAGCAAGAGCACUGACAUUUUCAAUGUCGAGGCCGAGGCAUUGUAUCAAAAGGAUCUAGACGAACUUCUGGCUUUCCGAAAAGAGCACCCAGAAGAGCUACGACGAUGUCCUCCGAUACAGGAUCACCCCAGCGGAAUCAAAUCUCCAUUCACGGUUCGCUACCUGAAAUGGUCUUGGGGCAAGGAAUUUUCUCCCGAUGAUGCCGACGAGGAUGAUCACGCCGUUGCCGCCACGGUGGCACCGGCAGGGUCAGAGCCACCGAACAAGACACCCAAGACGGAUGCGGUUGCAUCGGCGAAACCGCCAAUGCCCAGUUUUGUGGACUCGAACCGCGAUGGUACGGAAGAAAUGGACGAGGAUACGCCUGCAUUGAUUGAACUGCUUCGUGCCAGUUGGUUUUCCAACAAAGACAAGGGCUGGCGAGCUUCCGAGUUGGGCUUCCCUCAGGGCGGCAACAACCGAAAAUACAACUCGACCUCUCGAAAAGAACGGGAACGAUUGUACUUGAUCGAUUUGGAGACUCUCAAAUCUUGGUGGAAAACGUAUCCUUCCUCUCAACACUACGUCUUUACGGCGCCAGACGAGAACAACAAUAUUGAGCAGGAAGAAGGCAUCGACCGGUCCAAGUUUCCGUAUGGUCGCAGUGGAAAGAACAAUCUGUGCAAGUAUGACCGAAGACACAAGAGUGGAAUCAAUGCACCGUGGUCGUUGACUUAUUUGAAUUGGUCGUGGGGUGUGAGCAAUUCGUACAAUCGGGACUUGACACGGAAAGAGAAACGAAAGGCCAAGCAAGACGCACAGCAGGCAUUGUACAUUUGAGUUGCAGUGGGGGUGUGGAUGAAAAGCAACAACUUGUGAAACCCGUAUUGACAUACACGUGUUCGUUUAGUGAUAUUAUUUCAGCCUUCUAGAAAAUAUCUAUCUGGCUUGCCACCCAAUCUAGCUAGUUAGUCGUUUCCUCUUGC
This is a messenger RNA of Seminavis robusta, 3638 nucleotides long. The record is from the annotation of a GenBank genome assembly. Lineage: Eukaryota; Bacillariophyta; Bacillariophyceae; Naviculales; Naviculaceae.